AUGAGUGCCGACGUCGCCGCCCCGUCGUCGGUGCCGUUCUCGGACGGACUGAGUCGCAUUGACCGGACCGGCGACAACUCUGGAUUUGCCUUCACCGCCCUCGAUCUCGUCGACAAAGGCAUCGCGUCGCUGGACCCGAUCCGAGCAUUCCCCCACGUCAUGUUCGUCAACGUGUCCAAGAACAAUCUAACGGACGUCACGGACGCGUUGGCGGCGCUCGACUACCUCGUCAGCGUCAACUUGUCGGAGAACCACCUCGCGACCUUUCCCAAGUUCAAACACGCUUUUCUCAAGGACGUCGACCUGUCCAAGAACCAGCUCACGACCCUCGAGGAUGCCGAGGGCCACAGCAUUGUGUCGCUCAAGCUGAACGGCAACCAGCUCUCAGCCAUGGAUGGGCUGGCCAACCUGCCUGCGCUCAAGUCGGUGGAGCUUGCGCGAAACAACAUCGCCGCCAUCUCGUUGCCGACCGACAUGCCCAACGUCGACCACCUCGUCCUCAGCGAAAACAAACUCACGACGCUCGCCGGCCUCGAAGCGUUUCCGAACAUUGCGUCGCUCAGCAUCGACCUGAACCAACUGGCCACACUCGACGUCCUGACGACGCUGCAGCAGUUCCAGUUCCUCACCGACGUCGACCUCACAGGCAAUGCCGUGACCGAGCUCGAGUCGUACAGACUGGACAUGCUUUUGCUCCUUCCACGGAUAAAGAAACUUGACGGGAUCUUCAUCACGGACGACGAGCGCGUCCAGGCGAUCGCGCUCAAAAAGCAGCGAGACGCCGCCGCCGCCGCCGAGGACGACGCCACAGGGUAG
Molecule: messenger RNA, 816 nt
Organism: Aphanomyces invadans
Lineage: Eukaryota; Oomycota; Saprolegniomycetes; Saprolegniales; Verrucalvaceae
Exons: 7
Coding region: 1-816 (271 amino acids)
Source: RefSeq, a predicted model, not a curated record